AACUAAACUGCAAACAAUUUGUUUGUAGUUGAAGCUGAUAUUUUUUCAAAUUGAUUAGACAAAAGUGUGAUGUUAUCUUGUCAGUUAAUAAAAAGAAUAUGAAACAUUUGUUGGUUUUAUAUAAUAUGUUGUUUAGUGCAUCGUUGUAUGCCAGCAUAGAAGGACGUUUGGACACUGAAAAAAAAAGAUCUUUAUUAAAAUGAUGCUCUCAGCACAAGUGAUUUGUUUCAUAGUUGUGCUACCGGUGGCUCUGAGCAAUGGAAUGAGCAAAGAAUUUGAGUCAAUAUUUGAAAGCACAAAACCGACAGUAUCUGCAGAUGUACAAGGUAUAGCUGCUCAACAGGUGAUCAAUAGAACCGUACCAUUACAUGCGCAUCUAUUUGAAGUGACAAUUGUCAGCGACUUACCAUUGCACACAUUUCAAUUGAUCAAGGCCAACGGCGAUGAUAUUGUGCAAAUUAGAGCCACAUCUGGUGUGAUUGCGUGUAAAGGAUUUUAUCAUUAUUUGAAAUUUUACUGUAAUAGUCAUGUGUCUUGGGAUGGAUAUCGAAUCGAUAUACCGGACGAAUUGCCCGAUGUUAAUGUAACAGAAACAUCGAUGAGUCGCUUUAUUUACUACCAGAAUGUAUGCACAUGGUCCUAUAGUUUUGCUUGGUGGCAAUGGAAAGAUUGGGUUAAACAUAUCGAUUGGAUGGCUAUGCAGGGCAUAUCGCUGGUAUUGGCGCCGACACAAGAAAAGGUUUGGACCAAUGUUUACGGCGAAUUGGGCAUGACAAAAGAUGAGAUUGAUGAUCAUUUAGCUGGUCCUGCAUUUUUUGCUUGGCAACGUAUGGGCAAUAUCCGAGGUUUUGGUGGUCCGCUAUCCAAAAAUUUUAAACUUUGGUCAUCGGCGUUACAAAAGCAAAUGAUUUCAUCGCUCCAAAAUCUGGGUAUUGCUGUUGCACUUCCGGCAUUCAGCGGUCAUAUACCACAAGCUUUCAAACGAAUUUUCCCAAAUGCAACAUAUACAUCUAUGCCGAUAUGGGAUCGAUUUCCAACGGAAUUUUGCUGCCCAUUAUUCAUCGAUCCGGUAGAUCCACUUUUUAAAAAAGUCGGAAAAUUAUUUUUGACUAAAGUAAUUGAAGAGUAUGGCAAUGGAAAUCACAUUUAUUUUGCCGAUCCAUUUAACGAAAUGAACCCUUCAAAUCAAACUGUCGAAUACAUUUCAAAAGUGUCGAAUACAAUUUAUAUGACGAUGAAAGAAGUUGAUCCAAAUGCAAUUUGGCUACUACAAGGCUGGUUCUUUCUGAAUCCAAUGUGGAAUAGCAAUCUUGUAAAGGCAUUUUUGACAUCGGUUCCGAUUGGAAGAAUACUUGUUCUCGAUCUUCAUGCUGACAUCCAUCCACUGUGGCAAACCACGAUGUCAUUCUAUGGUCAACCAUUUAUUUGGUGUAUGUUACACAAUUUCGGUGGAACGCUCGGAAUGCAAGGCAACUUCAAUAUUAUCAAUCAGGAAAUUGUAAAAGCAAGAAAAUUCCAUAAUUCAUCAAUGAUUGGAGUUGGAAUUACCCCAGAAGGAAUAAAUCAAAAUUAUGUUAUGUAUGAUUUUGCUUUGGAUCGAGCGUGGUACCAAGACUCGACAAACGUUUCGAAAUGGCUCGACGAAUACACUUUCAAUCGGUAUGGCUUAAAAAAUGAUAACAUUCAAAACGCAUGGAGUAUACUCAAGGAUACCGUGUAUUCAUACGAUGGGCCUUCACACCAUGGAAAAUAUAUAGUUUGUCGUCGACCAUCGAUAAUUUAUACACCCUGGACGUGGUACAAUUUAACAUUAAUUGACGAUGUUCUCGAUGAAUUGUUGAAGACUCCAGAGGAUUUAAUUAUUGACAAUGAACUAUUUAAACAUGAUCUCGUAGAUAUAACACGACAAUUUCUACAGAAUAAAAUUGAACUGUUAUACUCUGAAAUAAAAACAGCGUUUAGAUCCAAAGAUCUAAAGGCAUUGGAAAGAGUUCAAUAUAUAUUCGAGUCGAUAUUACUGGAUUUAGAUAAGAUUUUGCAAACAAAUGAACAUUUCUUACUUGGAAAAUGGAUCGCCAGCGCUAAAUCGCUGGCUACCAAUGAACUUGAAGAAAUUUUGUACGAAUACAAUGCUCGAAAUCAAAUCACUAUCUGGGGGCCCAAUGGACAAAUCGUCGAUUAUGCACAUAAACAAUGGGCCGGUAUUGUGCGAGACUAUUGUUUGCCACGAUGGCAGGUUUUAUUCUUUGAGCUCGGUGAAAGUAUCAAGAAAAAUAAUGGAAAAUUCAGUGACAGCAAGACCCGUCAAAAAAUUUUCAGACAAAUCGAAGAACCAUUCACAGUUUCUCGCAAAGAAUAUAAUACUGAUGUUGACGGAGACACUAUUCAAGUUUCACGUAAAAUUUUACAAAAAUGGCAUGUAGACAUUAUUGCGCUGAUUGAAAAUUAAUUUUUUUUUUGUAACUAUUCAAUUUUAAAUCUGACUGUUAUUCCGAAUAAAAACCGAUUGAGGACGAA
This is a messenger RNA of Contarinia nasturtii (swede midge), 2517 nucleotides long. RefSeq names its product alpha-N-acetylglucosaminidase (gene Naglu). The coding region runs from base 200 to 2449 and encodes 749 amino acids. The record is from RefSeq and is a predicted model, not a curated record. The transcript is spliced from 8 exons. NCBI's taxonomy places the organism in Eukaryota, Metazoa, Arthropoda, Insecta, Diptera, Cecidomyiidae.